Messenger RNA from Aedes albopictus (Asian tiger mosquito), 612 nucleotides. Its product is annotated as OTU domain-containing protein 3-like. Gene Ontology annotation, molecular function: cysteine-type deubiquitinase activity. The record is from RefSeq and is a predicted model, not a curated record. NCBI's taxonomy places the organism in Eukaryota, Metazoa, Arthropoda, Insecta, Diptera, Culicidae. The transcript has a single exon. Gene Ontology annotation, biological process: protein deubiquitination. The coding region runs from base 1 to 612 and encodes 203 amino acids.
AUGGAGCUUCAAGACGUGCGGAUAAAAACAGUGGAAGUACCAGGUGAUGGUAACUGCCUGUUCUACGCGGUGGUUCAGCAGUUGUCAGGGAGGAAGUGUUUCGAUUCGCAAUUCUUCAACGAAGCUAUGAGGCUGCGAAGAAGAACGGUGGAUUACCUGAUGUCGCACAAGACAGAGAUGAGGGACGUAAUAAUAGCCGAGAUCAUCACCUCGUCAAAUGUAACCACGUCCAAUCUCUCAGACACGCAACUGGACGAGAAAAUCGACCAACAUCUACGAAAUCUGGCAAAAUGCGGAACAUGGGCUGGCGGAGAAGCACUAAUGGCGAUAAAAGAGAUUGUUGGUGCCAACAUCAGGAUUUACAAUCCACACUACCAACCAUUGGAAUUGGUUCACGGUAAUGGGAGGUGUAAAACCAUUGAAAUAUAUUUCAACGGAAUCAACCACUACGAUAGCGUAGAAUUAGGACCAGGAGGAGGACAGACGGUACAGGGAAAUGAAGAUAGGGGGAAGGCAAGAAAUGGAAGCGCAGACCUAGGAGUAGAAUCGAGAAGCAAGGCACAACUGAAGGACGAAUUGAAACGUAGUGAACAAGGAAGAGUAGAGAUGUAA